Messenger RNA from Lotus japonicus, 1020 nucleotides. RefSeq names its product pollen-specific leucine-rich repeat extensin-like protein 3. The transcript has a single exon. NCBI's taxonomy places the organism in Eukaryota, Viridiplantae, Streptophyta, Magnoliopsida, Fabales, Fabaceae. The record is from RefSeq and is a predicted model, not a curated record. Bases 100 to 858 code for a protein of 252 amino acids.
UAUAUAUAAUGACUCAUCAAAAGCUGACUUUCUGAUCCAAAUUCACCACAUUCCAUAACCAAACCUUCCAUGUUUCUCUAAAACCAAUCUACAUCUCAAAUGGACCAUACCAAGAAUCAGGGAUUCAUCAGAAAAAGUUGGUUUCCUUGGAUCACAAAAGUUGGAUUCAUUGUGCUGAUAGCUUUGUUGGCCAAGUCAGUGAAAUCCCAGGACAAUGUUGAAGAGCCUUCAAGUGGUUUAUUGUGCAUCAGUGAAUGUGCCACAUGUCCACAAAUAUGUUCACCACCCCCUAACUCUCCACUUGUUUCAUCAAACUCCAAUCACCCUCCUCCUUCAAUCCCAACAUUAUCACAACCUCCCCCUCCUCCACUCUUAAAGGCAUACCCACCCCCUCUUCCACUACUAGCAACACCACCCCCUCCUCCACUCUUAACAUCAUAUCCACCACCUCCUCCACUCUUAAAAUCAUACCCACCCCCUCUACCACUACUAACAACACCACCCCCUCCUCCACUCUUAACAUCAUAUCCACCACCUCUUCCAAUCCUAACACCACAACCUCUUUCCCCUCCACCACUUCUAACAACAUAUCCUCCACCAUUAUUAGGACUACCGCCACCGGUGCUUCCAGUGUCAUCUCCUCCACCAACCCCUCCAUCACAAUCUUCAAUGGCUUCUCCCCCACCGCCUUUGAAGUCCUACAAUCCACCCUCAUCAUCAGGUUCAGCACAGCCUACAGUGAUUGGUGGAAAUCCCAAUUACCUUUAUUAUACCUCAGGUGCAUCUGAUUUUUCUAUUCAUAACAUACCCUUCUUUCUAUUAGUAUGGUUCCUUCAGCGGAAAUUCUUUUGUUGGUAAUUUUGGUAACAAGUAAUUGUGUAGUGUUAUAGAAACACUGUAUUGUAUUGGGGAAAUUAUUAAUGUACAGGAUAUCACAUAUGUAAAUUAUCACUUGGAGGGAAAUCCUUUGUAAUUUGUGAACAAAUUGGAGUUUAUUAUAUUUGACUGCAAUUUUUGUUA